GAGCCUCUAGCUGCAAAUUUGUUUACAAGCACGGUUUACAAGAUAUAUUCAGAAAAUAAUUCGAGAAAAAAUAAGUAAGUUAUGUCACUAUAUGAUGGGCUGGGCUUAGAUUCCAAAGAAAAAGUACAAAGAGAUUCGAAAUCUGACCUGGUUGGAUGGUCAUCUGGGAUAAAAUUGUUGCAGUCACAGUUGCAGUUAAAAAAAGCUGCUUUAACACAAGCUAAGAGAGAACAGUCAAAAAAGGGUGGUGCUAUAUUGCCUCCAGUUGUUGAUUUAAAGUCUCGAAAGGAUGAAGUAGAUGAUCUCCAACCUCCCAUUUUAGGACUUGGACCAAAGGAAAAUAAAAAUAAUACAACACUACUUGGUGGUGACUGGGAUAUCAGACAAGAGUAUGAUCCCGUUUGGCCAAAUGAUUAUGAAAAGAUCAUGCGAGAUAGAGCUGACAGGGAGAAGAGAAUAAGAGACCGAGAGAGGGGAGAAAGGGAUAGAGAGCGGGAUCGGGAUAGGGACAGAGAGAGAGAUAGAGAUAGAGACAGAGAUAGAGAUUAUGACAGAGACUACAAUGAGGAAAAACCAAUGCGAAGAAAUGACAGGUAUAACAGAAGGGACAGGUAUGAUAGAGGUAAUCGAGAUUUUGAGAGAGGAGGUAGAGAGCUAGAUAGGCCAAGAGCAGUAGAAGAUGAUUAUGAAGAAGAUAGACCUCGAAGAGUUCAAAAUGCUGGUGCAGCUAUAGCUCCUCCUCCUUCUCUCUUGGAGUCAACAGACAGAAGGGAAUCCAUGCAGAUUCCACCAACACCAUUUGCUACUGGGAGCUCAGUGGCUGCACGAAUCAUGGCAAAGUAUGGUUUUAAAGAGGGUCAAGGUCUGGGUAAAAAAGAGCAAGGCAUGAGUCAAGCUCUGCAAGUUGAAAAAACUAGUAAAAGAGGAGGGAAGAUCAUUCAUGAGAAGGAUCUUGCUAAAGAAUUUGAACCUGAUUCUCCACCAGAGUUCCAACUUCCACCACCUCCUCCUCAACCAGGCUCUGCAAAUUCCCCUGUAUCGAAUUCACAAGUUGACUCCAUCACAGAAAUUAUGAAAUGUCCUUCCAAAGUUGUUUUAUUACGAAACAUGGUUGGUCCUGGUGAAGUAGAUGAAGAGUUAGAACCAGAAACUAAAGAAGAAUGUGGAAAGUAUGGAGAGGUUGUGAAAUGCAUGAUCUUUGAAAUACCAGGCGGAAAUGUUCCAGAAGAAGAAUCAGUUAGGAUUUUUAUUGAGUUUAAGAGAUUGGAAUCAGCUAUUAAAGCUGUUGUUGACUUAAAUGGUAGGUACUUUGGAGGGAGAGUCGUCAAAGCUGGCUUUUACGAUGUUGAUAAAUUUCAGAGACUGGAACUUGCUGAGUGAAAUUGAACUGAUAGUUUAAUCACAUUUGUAAUAUUUUCAGACUUUCAUAUUUUACAAUCAUGCUAUUAAAAAUAAAUGUAGAAUAUAAUAUUACUUCAUGUAUUUAUCCAAAUAAAUGUAUG
Molecule: messenger RNA, 1502 nt
Organism: Uloborus diversus
Lineage: Eukaryota; Metazoa; Arthropoda; Arachnida; Araneae; Uloboridae
Gene: Spf45
Product: splicing factor 45-like
Exons: 11
Coding region: 82-1380 (432 amino acids)
Biological process (GO): alternative mRNA splicing, via spliceosome; mRNA cis splicing, via spliceosome
Cellular component (GO): precatalytic spliceosome
Molecular function (GO): RNA binding
Source: RefSeq, a predicted model, not a curated record